AUGGAUGCUUUGAGGGAAAUGCCAGGGUAUGCAAAAACGAUGAAGGACCUGAUGUCGCAAAAAUUUGACUUGCAGGACCUAUCCACUAUAACUUUGACGCAGACCUGCAGCGUGGUAGUGACAAGGCCUAUGGCUCAAAAGGUGUCUGAUCCAGGUAGUUUCACCAUCCCAUGCACCAUUGGGAGUUAUGUUUUUGCUAAAGCAUUGGGUGACUUGGGAGCCAGUAUAAACUUGAUGCUUUUGGCAAUCUAUACGAAAUUGGGCAUUGGCAGAGCUAAACCAACCUCAAUGUUGCUGCAACUAGCUGAUCGCACAGUCAAAAGACCGACAUGA
Molecule: messenger RNA, 333 nt
Organism: Nicotiana attenuata
Lineage: Eukaryota; Viridiplantae; Streptophyta; Magnoliopsida; Solanales; Solanaceae
Exons: 1
Coding region: 1-333 (110 amino acids)
Source: RefSeq, a predicted model, not a curated record